UGUCACGCGUUAUGAAUCAUAAAUGUCAUUGUCACUGUUGUCAUGUGUCAUGUCAGUCAAAAUCAAAACUUGAGGUGCAUCGUUUGCCUGUUGUUGUUAGUUGUUACAGAUUUGCGCUGUAUUAUUAAUAAUAGACAUCGGCCCGUGGAAGAUGAGCCGUCUUGAUGCCGACGACUAGUAUAAAUGUUGCGGAAUGGUCCGUGGACCAGGUAGCGGACUGGCUGUCGGGGCUGGGCCCGACCGUGGCGCGCUACGUGCCGGCGCUGCGGGAGCGCGGCCUGGACGGCGCCAAGCUGCUCACUCUGCGCUGCGACGACCUGGAGUACCUCGGGGUGCACGUCAUCGGGCAUCAGGAACUCUUACUGGAGGCGGUCGAGCAUCUUCGGAACUUUCAGUUCGAGUUGUCCCGCGAGUGCGUGCAGCAGUUGGCGCUGCGCGUGUCGGUGGUGGCGACGUCCCUGCUGCGCGCGCUGCAGGCACAGCGCGACGCGCGCCUCCACACGCAGACGCUGGCCGACGUCGCGCGGACCGUGCACGCUGUCAAACCACUCGUCUGCUGGCUCGACAGAUGGUCGGUAUGCGGCAGCUUCCUGUCGGAGCGCAAGGCGGCGCUGCUGAAGCAGUCGCUGGAGGCGGCGACGUGCGGGCAGCGCGACCGGUUCGCCGAGCAGCCCGCGCGCGCCGUCGCCGCCGCCGCCGCCGCCACCGCCGCCACCGCUGACUACAUCAUACAGGAUGUGUCGGACCCGAUGAUCCUCCAGCCUGCGUCCCUGGACACGGUGACCCUGCGCCAAGGUGGCAAGCCCUUGGGUUUCGACGUGGUGCCUUCGUUUUGUGGCCAUCAUCAGUUGGCCGACAUACGAUUCGGGUCACCGGCGCACGCGUCCGGAGCUGUUCACAACGGCGAUGAAAUAGUUCAGGUGGGGUCGCAGUGCGUGAUCGGGUGGAGCGGCGCGGGCGUGCUGCGGCAGUGCAGCGCGGCGGGGCCCGAGCUCACGCUGCGGCUGCGGCGCCGGGCCGCCGCCACGCUGGGGCCCGCGCUGCGCCCCGCGCUGGCGGCGCGCCGACUGCUGCGGCCCGCCCCGCCGCCCCCGGCGCCGGCGCCCGCGCCGUCGUCGUCCGACGAGAGCGAGGCGCUGUCGCCGCCCGCGUCGCCCACGCAGCUUCAGCCGGACCACACGAGAAUAUAUCCUCCUAAGCCGAGGGCUGUUGUUCAGAGGCGGCAUACGAUAAGCGGUGACAGCUCUUUAUAUAAACGACCGAGUCAUGCAAUUGAACAGUUCUGGCAAGAGCUGAAGCAGCAGAGGUGGGGUCGCGAAGGAGGCAGUAUCAGUAUGUCGCCUGCACCGGACGAUACCGCACUCUAUGCUAGAGACAAGGCGGUGUCGUGCAGUACGGGGCUGGAGCUGUCCCCCCGGCCGCGCACGUGCCUGGGCGUCGUACUGGACCGCGCGCGCCCCGCGCCCCCGCCCGCCCCGCCGGGGCCCGGCCUAGCGCCCUCGGGGCUCGGCCUGGCGCCCUCUGGCCCGCCGCCUACUGACGAGCCGUCACCCUCGGACCGCAAUCGGGGCAAGUUGGACAAGAGUCACUCAACUCCGGCCUACGACUUCGACGCGAGUCUAGACGAGCCGGGCCCCCUAGCCGCGCAGACUAUUCCCGAAUCCCCCACCACACCCACGGAUAGUCCACUGGCACUGCACUCGACCGACAAAGCAGACCGUAUCCUCGACUUUAAGAAGUCAAGUUCUCAAAUCGGUGAGGCGAUACAACGUGGACGACGCAGUAAUGCUGACGAAAGGUCAUUGCCGACGGAACCUGAACCUCACGGCGAAGACGAUAUGUUUGCGGGCGAGCGAGACGAGACCGCCACGGAGCGGAUACUCGAGACCAUCAAUAUCGCCAUGAUGGAGCACCGGCGCCGUACGGAGCGCCCCGAGCCGGACUGCGACACCUACAGGAGCCAGGCUGCGCCCCGGCCCGCGCCCCCGCCGCGGCCGGGCGGGCUGGGCGCGCUGGGGGCGGGGGCGCGCCCCAGUGGGGGGCGUGCGCCCCCGCAGUUCCCCGUACUGCGCGCAGUGCCGCGCCCGGAGGAGCCCCCUACUUCGCCCCUCAAGCCGGUCAGACCUGUAGACGCUACACAUAUAUCAGUUCCUCUCCGUCAUAUAACAAAACACGACAUUCGAGUAAUUCCGAGUGAGCGCCAUGAGAUGCCAGCCAUUAACAGUCCCGUGAGCGAGCCCGUGUCGAGCCCGGGCGCGGGCCCCGCGGGAUCCCUGCGGCGGCGCUCGCCUGGGCCCCCGGCCGCGGGCCCCGCGGGGUCCCUGCGGCGGCGCUCGCCCGGGCCCCCGGCCGCCGGCGCCGGGGACAUCGUCAUGGGCGCCCACGUCAGCACCGACUCCUCCGGGAAAGGUCACGCCUUGUCGCCAACCAGUGCAGUGCGGGGCAUCUUCCCUAACUCCAAGUCUAGGAGUUUGAAGAAGAAGAGUUCUAUUCUCGCCAAGCGGCGCUGUGUGCCGGCGCGUGCGCUGGCGCAGCGAGCGGCGGCGGGGGCCGUGUGGCAGCGCGUGCGGCCCGGGGGCGCGGGGGGCGCGGGAGGCGGGGGCGCGGGGGGCGCGGGGGCGCCGCCCGUCCGCUGGGCGCGGCGCCAGCUGGUCCUGGCGCACAACCUGCUGUACUGCUACCGGUCGAUGCAGUGCACGAAGGCGGCGUGCAUGGUGUACCUGGAGGGGUUCACGGUGUCUGCGGCGCCGGAGGUCAAGUCUCGUGCGCACGCGUUCAAGGUGUACCACACGGGCACGGCCUUCUACUUCGCCAGCGACACGCGGGACGCGCAGCUCGCAUGGAUACAGCUCAUACACCGCGCCACGCUACUGCCCUCGCUCGCCGCCAACAUGGACUUGUCAAAGCAGUUCUCUGAGACCGACUACUCGGAGACGGAGUCGGACGCGGAGAGCCCGCAGAACGAGCCCCGCGAGCGCGACAAGGACAAGGACAAGUCCAAGUUCGGGUCGCUGAAGAAGCUGACGCACCGCAUGCAGCGCGCCGACCCCGACGCGCCGCACUCCUCCACCUCGCUCGACCGCAAGUAUCUGCGCUUCUUCUACAGGAACAAGCCCAAGGACGACGCCAAGCCCAAGAACAAACAAUCCGGAGUCCCAGUACCUACCGAGCACUACCGCAGUUACCGACGCGUGGCGAGCCCCACGGCUUCCGCAGCGUCUGCGUCGGGGUCGGGGCUGGACGGGGUCGGCGAAGCGGCCCCCGCGGCCCCGCGCCUGCCCAAGCCCAUCAACUAUAUUCACGCCUCUAACCCUAACCUGCUGGACUUCGAUAACAGCGACUUCGUUACCAAGCCCACGCUGCACGUGCCCAAGCCUAAAGCUAAAGGUGACGGGGUGGGCCUGGUGACGCUGGAGCAGUUCAUGCUGGACAAGCAGGCGGAGGAGCGCCGCGCCAGGUACAGUGGUCGCGUCCUGCUGGGGGUCGAGCAUGCCCGGGGGCGGGACCUGCGCGCGCGUCUGCAGCAUGUCGUGCCGGACGUGAUCUACGGCGAGCUGGGCGCGGCGGACGGCGGGGCGCGGACCUCGGCGCGGGACUCUCACGGCUAUGAAAAGAUAGUGUACCGAGAUGAGGCUACUAGUAGCAGCUCGGCGCAUGGCGCGCCAGCAGCCAGCCCCCCGCCGGCGGGGCCCGCCCCCCCCACGCCCGGGGGGCCGGGGCAGGGGUCGGGGCCGGGGCCGGGGCCGGCGGCGGGCGCGCGGCGCGGGCCGGCCGGGGAGCGCUGGCGGGACUCGCUGCGCCGGAACGACAAGGUGCACUGGAGUCGUGCCGAGCCGAAACCCGCGCCGCUAGACAGAAGGUACCCGCACCUGCAAUGUCCGCCCACGUUCCAGCCGGAGACGUACUCCUUGCUGCGCCCCCCCCACCACUAGCGCCCCCCCACCACUACGCCGCAUCGGGUUACUGUCGCCGCUGAAUACCUACAUAUCUACGCAUUCUAUUGUUAAUGUACAGCGUAAGUGUGUCGCAAACCUCGCGUGUAACAGUAUGGAUAUGUAACUAACAUUAUUUCGAAUUAUAUAUUAGUUAUGGUUUUGACUUAGCCUAAUCACAUUCAAUUCAAUUGAAUAAAAACAUCAAAUUCAAUCACACAAUCCCACAUUCACAAAGAAUGUAACAAACAUAACUUUUAUAUAUGUAUUAAGAAAUAAUCUUGUGUAUAGUGUUGACUCAUUGAAAAACCUACAAGUGAACUGUAUAACAACUGUUAAUUCUUAGUAAUUACAUAUCCCAUCGAGCUGGGCCCCUCGCCCCUCGCUCUCCCUAUGACUGAUUGUUGCUAUGUUAUUUGAAAUGAAUACAGUGCUUUACCAUUCAGAUAGAGUACUAUCGGUUGGCCAUGAUAACUUUUCUCCUUUAUGUAAUUCCUCACUUGUAUUUAUUUUUAUCUUCUUUUUGUAUGUCCUCUUACUUACUAUUCAAAUUUAACACUCGCUAUAUCUCAUUUGUUUAUCCCAUCUUAUUACACGUAUAUAGGUAGGUACAUCUUACGAUCUUAUUCCAUAGGAAUCCGCUGCGGCGCCCUACUCUCUGUACUGUAUAAUUUUUUUAAAGCAAUCCCAUACAUGCGACACACUUAUGCAAUGAUCAUUUUAGUUUGUAGUAAUAAAACAGGCGCCUAAAGAAAUAAAUACAUAUAAUAAUUAGUAAACUAUGAGGACAUCUCAGGGAAAUGAAGUAGAGUCUGCGGUGCUUUGACGUUGCGUUAUUUAACAAUCGCACGCUGCCGUGUGAUGUGACGUCAUUACGUUGCUUUUAUAUAAUUUGUGGUAUGUUUGUAUGUGUAGGAAUUGUAUAACGGACACCACAAGUUAGUAGAUAGGUAAUAAAUAUUAUUGUAACGUUAUAUCAUAAAUAUUACUAUGUAAAUUGGCAAGCAAUACACACGAGGCACUUCCGUACCGCCUCGGUACCUUGUAACAUACUUUAUAUGAUAUCCAAAUAUUAGAUAGGUACUUAAUACUCUUACUUAUUAGAUGUUAAGCAUAACUAGGAGGUUCCCAGCAGAUCAUACCGUCUCAUCUGGUUGGUUGUAAGAUCACUUCGUUGUUACAACUAAAACAGAACUACUUCUAUUGUACUGAGAAUAAGAAAGUAUUUACAUUUUACAUAGUUAGUAAUGAAAUGAGUUAUGUAAGUAUGCUUUAGAUAGUAUAGAGCCAAAGGACUCGCAGGUGCUGAGUGAGACUGCGCAGAGUGCGCAGGGCUCCGUGUACAAAGUCGGACAAGGCUGAAUCAGAUAUUUUAUAUCAAUUAGAUAGAUAUAUUGUGCACACGUUACUUCAAAUAUUUGUGAAUUUUUAUACAAACAUGGCUUCCAACUCUUGACCAUUGUGUCUGACAAUAUUCUGUUCACAUCGCAGAUGUUGUAAAGUUUAAAUAUAAAAUGAAUUAUUGUUAAUUUUCAAAUGAAGACUGCAUGGUGCAUGGUUUAGCACGAGUACUGCCGCAGCUGUCUACUGUACAGUACUGACUGUCCUGGUGGUAUACACUAACUUAGUAUACAAUUAUACAUAUCGGCCUCGGUUUCAUUAUUUAUCUUCGUACAGGCGACUAGCUGUA
Molecule: messenger RNA, 5622 nt
Organism: Spodoptera exigua (beet armyworm)
Lineage: Eukaryota; Metazoa; Arthropoda; Insecta; Lepidoptera; Noctuidae
Source: the annotation of a GenBank genome assembly